Molecule: messenger RNA, 803 nt
Organism: Pygocentrus nattereri (red-bellied piranha)
Lineage: Eukaryota; Metazoa; Chordata; Actinopteri; Characiformes; Serrasalmidae
Product: von Willebrand factor A domain-containing protein 5A-like
Exons: 7
Coding region: 45-704 (219 amino acids)
Source: RefSeq, a predicted model, not a curated record
GAAUUCAUAGGCUGGCUGCUCGUUCCUUGAUCCAAUCUCUGGAAAUGGAGCAUAGGGAAAAGAAAGAUGAGAGCUUAAGAGAAAAGGUGGUGGAGCUCAGCGUGCAGUCGGGAGUGAGCAGCUCUUUCACUGCUUUCCUUGCCGUCCACAAGGGCAGUGGACAGCCAGUGAAAGGACCGUUGGUGAGGGAUGCAAUACCAGCAUCAUAUCUAGAAUAUGAUGAAGAGUACGAUUCAGAUCCUGGACACCAAGGAAAGCCCUGUGAACUCUACAUACCAUCAAGUUGGCAUUCACCUGUAUGUGAAUAUUCAGUGAGGGCAUCCGCUUCACCACACUGUCCUGCCCAGAGGGAGCCCUACCUGGACCUGGUUUCUCUUCAGAAAGCGGCAGGGAACUGGGAUUUGGAGGCCAAACUCUUUGACGUGCUUGGCAAGACAGAACAGGAACUGGCCAAACAGAAGCCUCUACAGGUGGACAGUGCAGUGUGGGCCACUGUUCUGGCUCUGAUCUGGCUUCACGGCUUCAGGACACCUGAACAGGAAGAGUGGAAGUUCAUUGCUAUGAAAGCCACAUCCUGGAUCCGUUCUCAGAAAGUGGAGAACCUGUCUGAGUGUGUCCAGGCUGGAAAUGCUGUGCUGGGCUGUCGGGUGGAAGAAGAGCAUCUGACCUACAUCUGUCCACGACACUGCCAUUACUACCAUUAGGCUCACACUCCCAGACUCAUUCUUGUUGGAAGUAGUUUUAUCAGUAUUUACAGGGAUUUGAGUGACUCUGUACCUUAAUUAUAUCCAUUUAUUAAAACA